Molecule: messenger RNA, 2224 nt
Organism: Prosopis cineraria
Lineage: Eukaryota; Viridiplantae; Streptophyta; Magnoliopsida; Fabales; Fabaceae
Product: putative pentatricopeptide repeat-containing protein At1g09680
Exons: 1
Coding region: 74-1885 (603 amino acids)
Molecular function (GO): protein binding
Source: RefSeq, a predicted model, not a curated record
GAACAUCCGAAAAGAUUGGAUUUUUGAAACUUGAACGAUAUGAUGUGAUGAACAACUGACUGAAACCGAAGACAUGGUCAGCCUAAUUCAGAAAAUCUCGAAAACCUGUAAUUUUCUCUGUGAGUCUUUCUACCUCCUAUGCCCAUCGUCCUCUUACAGCUCCAUUUCGUCCAACCCCUGGUAUGCUCCACCAGUUCUCCGCAAAGACAACAAUGACAUUCUCGCAACCAUCUCCGAAGCAAUCCACAAUUCUCAAUCAGAGCCUCUGGAUUCUUCUCUUCGAAGGAUCCUUCCUUCACUCAGAGCCCAUCAUGUGAUCAAUCUCAUUAACUUCAACCCUCGUUCUCUUCCCCCUUCUUCUCUCCUUUCAUUCUUCAAUUGGCUCGCCUCUCGCCCUCCUUUUCGCCACACUAUUCAAUCAUAUUGCACCAUGGCUCACUUCCUCUGCAUUCACCGUAUGCUCCCUGAAGCUCAGUCUCUCAUGCAAUUCUUAGUGUCUUGGAAAGGCAAAGACUCUGCUUCUGCAUUGUUUGAUUCUGUUUUCCAAACUAGAGGUACCCACCAAUCCAAUCUUGUAUUUGAUGUUUUAAUUCAUGCUUAUACGGAUUCUGGAUUUGUUGCGGAUGCCAUUCAAUGUUUUCGGUUGGCUAGGACAAAUAAUGUUCAAGUUCCGCUUCGUUGUUGUGGUGAUCUGCUUGAGAAGAUGAUGAAGUUGAAAUCAACCGAUUCUGCCUGGGCAUUCUAUUUGGAAAUCUUGGAUUCUGGAUAUCCUCCAAAAGCUUAUAACUUCAAUGUUUUGAUGCAUAAGUUUUGUAAGGAAGGUAAUAUUAGAGGUGCCCAAUUGGUAUUUGAUGAAAUGGGGAAGAGACGGGUGCGUCCUACGGUUGUUAGUUUCAACACUUUGAUCAAUGGUUAUUGUAAAUCAGGAAGCCUAAGUGAGGGGUUUAGGUUGAAGAGUGUCAUGGAAAAUGAAAAAAUUUUUCCAGAUGUUUUCACUUUCAGUUCUUUGAUCAACGGGUUGUGUAAAGAGUGUAGGUUAGAUGAGGCAAAUCAUCUGUUUGAUGAAAUGCUCAAGAGAGCUUUGGUUCCAAAUUAUGUUACUUUCACCACUUUAAUUGAUGGGCAAUGCAAAGAUGGGAAAGUUGAUUUAGCCGUGAAAAAUUUUCAGCUAAUGCUAGCUAAGGGCAUCAAACCUGACUUAGUCACAUACAAUGCAAUGAUCAAUGGCCUUUGCAGGGUUGGAGAUUUGAAAGAGGCUAGGAAGCUUCUUGAUGAAAUGAGUGCAAAUGGUUUGAAGCCUGACAAGAUCACUUACACGACGCUAAUAGAUGGAUUUUGUAAGGAUGGAGAUCUUGAGCUGGCCUUGGAUAUCAAGCAAAGAAUGAUUGAAGAAGGGAUUAAACUUGAUGACGUAGCUUUCACUGUGCUUAUUUCCGGACAAUGUAAAGAUGGAAGAGUUCAUGAUGCGGAAACAAUGUUGAGGGAGAUGUUGAAUUCUGGUUUCAAACCUGAUGAUGCCACAUUCACUAUGGUUAUUGAUGGUUUCUGUAAGAAGGGUGACACUAAGAUGGGAUUUAAGCUACUCAGGGAAAUGCAAAGGGAUGGACAUGUUCCAGGAGUUGUGACAUAUAAUGUGCUUAUGAAUGGACUAUGCAAGCAAGGUCAAAUGAAAAAUGCUCAAAUGCUGUUAGAUGCAAUGCUUAAUUUGGGGGUAGUUCCAGAUGAUAUUACAUUUAACAUUUUGCUAGAUGGUCAUUGCAAGCAUGGAAGUUCUAAAGAAAUUGAGUUAUUUAGAAGUGAGAAAGGACUUAUUACAGAUUAUGCUUCUUAUACUGCACUUCUUAGUGAAGCAAGUAAAGUAUCCAAAGAUCGCAUAAAGAGAUGAUUGCUACUACAUGUGUUAUUUUCUGGAAAUCCAUACUUGGUGGAUAACAUGGCUUACAAGUAAACAUCUCCAGAGUUAACUGAAGCAUCUUAAUCAGCUCUUGCAUAUUAGCCGUGCUGAUAAAGGACAUCUUCAAGAUUUAGGUUUAUUGCCCAAAAGAACUUUUCAGAAACCAAGAGAAGUCUCUGUCGUUUUACUAAACCCUUGUCAUCCUUGAAGUUCUCUCUCAACUUAUAACUGUAGAUUGGAACUAUAUGCCUCUUCAUGUUUCUGUAAUGGAUGAUUUUUAAAUGGAGGUUGAGGUCUUUUUUUUAGGCCCAAUUCAACCUUAUCAUGAAA